AUGGAGUUACCAUCAGCUACGUGUGUUGAAUGUGAAAAAGCUCUUAAUGUCCACUCAUGGUGUUGCCGAUGUCAAAAUGAAGGGCUUAGGCAGAAUUUUAAGAAUUGGACCAGUGAUGAUAUUAAAACGGAUGAACUUAUUCAAAUCACUCAGCUCGACGCGAAGAAAUGUAUGGGUUAUCUUGAAUGGAUUCCAUUUGAUAAUUUAGAUCAUACAUGUAUUAAAUUUAUAGCAAGUGGCUCUUUUAGCUCCGUUUAUUCUUCAAUCUGGUUUGAUGGUCCAAGAAAUAUUUGGUGUCAAGAAGAUACUGAUUGGAUUAGGAAUGGUCCAAUAAAAUGUGCAUUAAAAAAAUUCGAAGAUUCUCAAACUUUAAGUAAAGAAUUUUUUGAUAAAAUUCUUAAACAUCAUCAGUAUCUAUAUGGUGAUUCCGUAGCCGAUUUCUUUGGUGUGACACGAGACUCUACAGGUUGCAUCAUUUUCGUUAUGACGUUAUAUGACGGAAAUUUGUAUCAAUAUAUUGAUAAUUUUAUGGAAAAUAUUUGCUGGGAGAAUGUGAUCCUUAUGCUUCAAGAUAUAAUAGAUGGUCUUAAACAAAUACAUAAAGAUGGUCUUUAUCAUGGCAAUUUACACGGUGGUAACUUGUUAGUUUCAGAUUCACACGACCUUAACCUUGCAGAACGCAUAUAUGAUGGUUUAAGACCAGAAAUCAUUACUGAUACUCCAGAAGUAUUCUUAUUAUUAAUGGAAAGAUGCUGGCAUCCAAAUCCAGAAUUGCGUCCGAAUGCAAUAGAAAUAAGUAAUAAUUUGACCAAUUGGAUAGAAUCUAUACAGAAUGAUCCUAGUUCAAUGAUUUCAAAACAAUUUCUCGAAGCUAAAGGAGGAAGAUCCAUACUCGAAAGUCGAACCAUUAAUCCUAUGGCGAUAUAUAAUAGUAGAACAUUAAAUUUUCAACCCCUUCGCAACGGACAAUAA
Messenger RNA from Scutellospora calospora, 972 nucleotides. The record is from the annotation of a GenBank genome assembly. NCBI's taxonomy places the organism in Eukaryota, Fungi, Glomeromycota, Glomeromycetes, Diversisporales, Gigasporaceae.